Aspergillus calidoustus is the source of this 2931-nucleotide messenger RNA. Lineage: Eukaryota; Fungi; Ascomycota; Eurotiomycetes; Eurotiales; Aspergillaceae. The record is from the annotation of a GenBank genome assembly.
AUGAGCGAUCCGUUUUCCGUCACAGGCAGUGCGGUGGGAGUUGCCUCCCUCGGGCUCACGCUCUGCCAGGGCUUCCUUGCUUACUAUGGGCCCUACAAGGCUUUCAACGACGAUAUAAACGAAGUUCUAUCUCGAAUUCAGAGCCUGAAUCAUAUUUUGCUGCUGCUCCGUGAGCGAUGUGGCAUGCUUUCCUCUUCAGAGGAACCUCCCCUUACUCAACCGGAGGCCCUGGUGACAGACCAAAUAGUGAAUUGUCGCAAGGGCUUGGAGAAGCUACAGAAGAUGCUCGAGAAAUGCAAGGCGGCUUGCCCAUCAGACAGUGAGCAUGCGCCGAGAUUCAAGAACCAUAUUGACCGCUUCAUGUAUCCUUUCCGCCGUGACACGUUAAUGCAACUGAUGGCAACGGUCAGCUGGUUACAGUCCAAUGUUGAUACCUCUUUACAGGUUCUGCAACUUGCGAUGCUCGACACCGGACAAAGAUCAAUGAGUCUGGUAGUGUCCAACACAUUAUCAACUGCAUCAAAUACUACACAGAUACUCGGCGGAAUUGAUCGUCUCCAGGAGAACCAGUCAAGCCUUGACCUGACCAUAGCAGCACUGGCAUCACGUAUAGGUGACAUCGAAACGCACAUCAAAUCUAGUGGUGGGCGACCAAUUAUGGAUCCAGGGCUUUUGCGGUCGCUCAUGGACAACCAGAAAGAAAACGAGGACACUGUUCUAAAUACGAUUGGGAAUUAUAGAAGGCGGCUCCGGUGCAGAGAUAGUUCGGAGGCAGCGACUUCCCAAGACAGGAGAACUGAGGAAAAGUUCGGUCAAGCCCGCCGAUCGUGGUUUCCGUCCAAGAGGCAGAGCCGGGACAUAUUAUCCCUCGUGCAUCGCCACACAGUUUGCAAUAGAUUUCUGAGAUACUCAGUUACCGCGUCAAUAACCGUGACCAAAGGGGCAGGGGGGUUCGCCAUUAACCCUUCUCUACAGUUUCGCGCGGUGGUCCCGAGGGAUGCACCUGCUUUUGAAUUGCUGCACAAUGUUUGUCAUCGGUUGCUCGACACAACGCAUCCGUCCGUCAUACAAGACACCCACAGGGCUUUGUUCGCGUUGUUUGAAGCUCAAUUGGCCUCGCCGACCGAUACCUUGGAGGGUGGAGAAACAUUGCUGCACAGUGUUGCUCAUUUACAAGCUUGGAGCAGGACCUGGGAUUACAAUAUGUGGAAAGAUUGGCGAUGCCUAUUGAGGGAUCUUUUAAGAGCAGGCACACCAUCAGAUGGUCUCGACCACAGGGAUAGAACACCCGUUGAUGUAAUAGUGAGCAAGUACGAGUCUUCCGUAUCUGACUACGAACAGCAGGAUGGGUUAAGGUACAUCACGGAUGUCUGUCGCGAUCUAUUCAAUCAUGGUUCUUGCAUGACAAGCAAUGCCUUUUUUCGACUAGCGCCUGAAGGUGUGGCAGGGGAUUUCCCCUCGUACCUUUACAAGGGGCUCGAUGAUGAAAAUAAGAUAUACCAGACCGGGCUAGGGGUUAUAUGGUCGAUCGUAGCUAAGGCCGGCCCGUAUGAUAUGAACAUUCCGCGCGAGCUAAUUCCCCUCACUUUGAGAUCGAGAGAGGAUCUUCAUUCACUGUUAUUAAUAAGUAAUAACCUGGAUGCAGGCUGGGUUGACUUUUAUGCAGAUUGGCCGGAGGGUUUUGCUCUGCUGCUCGAGCACGGAUAUUUACCUUCUAUCAUCGCUCUAUAUCGAGCCUGCGAUAGACAAUGUGUCCCAAGCAUCAAGAUGAUUCUCAGCUGCCAGGACUUUUCUCUUGGGCGGGACGUGCUUCGGCUUGCUAGCCAUCAGCGCAACUCGCAGAUUCGUGGCCUGAUUAUCCAGGCGUUCGUGCACCGCAGGCGACGCCUCCAGGGACUAGCUGAGUCUCACCUCUCUAUAACCGCCUAUGGUGCCAUUAAGUUUCAACCAGGAGUGCUGUUGAAUUACCAUGCCGCAAGAGCGUGCCAGUUGCUUUCGGCUGCGGGUCUUGACCUUGGAGGCCUGCAAGAGCAAGAGGCGUAUUCGGUCUACUCUAUUAAGCCACGCGGUAUUGAUUUUUGGAACGAGCUAUGGGACCACGGGUUCUGUGAUGUCGAUGAGACUAACCUGGAAGGAAUGACACCGCUCAUUCUGUGUGCAGACCUUUGGCCUGACUUACCGCUGCUUCAUUCCAUGCUUCAAAGAGCAGGAUGGUUGAUAUCUAAGGGGGCUGACCUGUCCCGCAAAGGCCCUCGGGGACCCGCUAGCCAUUACCUUGCUGAAGGAAUGUAUUACGAAGUAGCUCGAGAUCACGAGGGUCUAAGCUUGAGUGAUCAGUGUAUCUCGACAUUUCAUGCAAUACUCCUCGACAGCACCUGCGACGACUGCAACUGCGCUUGUUGCCCCGGAGGGUGUAUCGCGUUCGUUAAAUUGCUGGCUAUGGUCUUUCUUUAUAUCAUGGGUGAGUCCUAUGGGACUUCUCCGCUGUACCAAUAUGCACUAUCAAACGUGUUUGAGAACAUCGCCAGCACCUUCUCGGCGCAAGACGAACGGACCUUUUAUGAUUGGCUAGCGCCCAGGCUCCUUCGAUACCUCACUUUCUGCGAACUGGAUAUCACUCAUACUUGUUCCCUCCCGCGCACGCAGCUGGACCAGAGUCAGAUUGACGAAAUCCAUGAUGAUGAGGCGGACUCCAUUGCCGAGCUUGACUUGCUGGUAGACGAAUUCAUACAAGGAUAUAGUGAGUCCUCAAUGACCUUUCACGAGUUUCUGCGGGAGGUCUGGUCCCCUAGAAUGGAGAGAAUUCUGUCGGAAAUGCCCAGUGAGGAGGAGAUUGUUGAACUUCGUCGACUUGGAGUGACGCCGCGGGCGCCACCGGACCGCGUAUCGUGGAGGGCUCAUCUGUACCCUAGCCAAGGGACUUUGGACUAG